UGUUUUCCCAUAAUUCCGCGCUACCGGAAGCCUAUGCUGUGUCUACGCGGAACUGAUGAGGAGAGUAAAUAAAACACCACUGGCAACUUGCGCUUCUUCUCAACACGGGAUUUGAAAGCUGCGAAAAAUGACAAACGUGUACUCUUUCGACGGGAUUCUCGUAUUCGGGCUUCUCUUCAUCUGCACCUGCGCUUACCUGAAGAAGGUGCCUCGUCUGAACAGCUGGCUCCUGUCUGAGAAGAAAGGCGUCUGGGGAGUCUUUUACAAAGCUGCAGUAAUAGGCACACGGCUCCACAUCGCUGUGGCGGCAUCCUGUAUGUGUAUGGCCUUUUACCUGAUUUUUCUGAAAUGACCCCGAAUGAAUCUGUCUUUUUGGACACUGGACUGAACGCCAAUAGAAACGAUCGCCGGCGAAUGUCGUCGGCUGCCGGAGAAGACGCACAGAGAGCCGACUCCACCUGCGGUUUAGCACCCAUUUAAGACCCGCUUUUCAUUUUUGUAUAUGUUUGAAUUAACGUUUCGGGUGAAUUUGGUCUCAGAUCAAGGGUUAAACGGUUACUGAAAGCGCCUGCUCGUGGAUUCAACCUUCACGUCUUUUUCGUAUGUUGUUCUCUCAAACAUUGCACACGUUUUUGCUCGGGCUCAAGAGGGAUACCGUGCUAUGUUAUCUUGUACAAUUUUUGAACAUAAGUUGUUUUUAUAAAAAUGCCAUUUACUGAGAGCUUCGCUAUUUUAGGUUUUGGCGUCGUGAAUGGUAAUGUCAUUAUUUAAAUUGCCCCUAAUGUUUAUAAUAAACGUGUAAGACCAGUUGUUUGAAGCAUGGGAAAAAAAAAAUCCAACGUUUUCCAUAGAAUUCACAGAAACUUUCACGUUAAAAUAGUCAAAACAGUAAUGCUAGAUUGAAAUAAAACUUGUACAACAUUAUUUUUUGAUAUCACAUAUGUGCUGUAAUAUUAUAAUGUACUUAAAUUGAUAUACAUCUCGCGAUUUCUUUGUAAAGAUAUGUCUGUUUGGUUCAGUUUGAUAAAUACCUUGCUAACCUGGCUCACAUAAAACUACAAUAAACAUAUGGACAUGCUUUCAUAUUAUAUGUGAAUAAUGUAAUAUUAUUAGGAAUAUUAAAAUAGCAAGAGGCAAAAACACUACAAGUUGGAUCUUAAAUAUAUUCUUAUGAGGGUUUCGGCUUGCUAACAGUUUAGUAACGGUGCUAAUUUCACUUUUCCGACUCAAGAAUUAACGUAGGACGUGUAUGCAGUGCAGCCGCGCGAAACUAAAUGUUUGGACUCCUCUUUUCUUGUGUUGAUUACAUGCCAAGAUGUUCUUUUGUAUUUAUGCAUUUAAAUGUAUGUCCUAAAGCGUAUCUGAACCUAUCACCAACUCUUCAUGUGCAAAAGUCAACAAUUUAAGUAAAAUGUUUGGCCUGUAAAUGUAUACAGUAAUGCUCUAAAACUACUCUAUAGAAAAUGUUCUAUAUAACUGUUGGGUGUUCAUAUUUGUAAACAUGUGGAACAUAAUACAUAAUAAAUAUUUGAUAUAAAA
Molecule: messenger RNA, 1539 nt
Organism: Puntigrus tetrazona (Sumatra barb)
Lineage: Eukaryota; Metazoa; Chordata; Actinopteri; Cypriniformes; Cyprinidae
Gene: tmem167b
Product: transmembrane protein 167B
Exons: 3
Coding region: 128-352 (74 amino acids)
Source: RefSeq, a predicted model, not a curated record